AUUGGCUAAGGUUGCCUGGGAACCAGGAAGGUUGAGGCAGUCUGGAUGGAUUGUAUACUAAUGUUAAGUAGAGUAUUGUGGACAAAAGUAGAAGUCCAAACAGGUUAAUUAAAUAUCCACGUAUUAACUUAGUUUCUUAAAUUGAAGCUAUUUCUUUUAGCUUUGUACAUAGAGUGUUUUAUUUGUUUACUUUUUGGUCUUUAUUUUGUCAUGAGCAGAUGUCCGGCUGCAGCUCGCAGCUCCGGCUCAGUCUGCAGCCCACAGUUCACUUGUUCUCUAACACAGAUGUCCAGCAUGUUGGACACCGCUGCAGAGCAAAUGAUGGUCGAACAAGACUUCCAGGAAGCCUUCGACACAUGCGACAGAGGCCUGGGAAGCCUCGCAAAUAUGGACCAAGAGGACAGCAGGUGUGGAGAGCUUAAGGCUGGCUUCUGCAUGUUAGGGAUGCAAGCACUGGCUGAGCUGAAUCAGUGGCAGGGAGUCCUGUCCUGGAUCAUCCAGCAGUACGAGCACCAGGAGAAAAUACCAGCCAAAAUAAUGCAGAUGUGCAUUCUUCUUUACUCCAAGGUGGGAGAGCCAGCCAUGAUGCAGGAUGCAGCCAGAGUUUGGUUACACUGCCCGUCCAACAGCAGAGUAACAGGGUUUGGGAUGGUGGCGGAGCUGUACCUGCUGCAUGUCCUUGUGCCUCUUGGAGACAGAGAUGAGGCUCUGCAGCUGAUCCAUGGCGAUGUUGGAAGCUUUGCAUUUACAGAAGAUCAGAGGCAGACGGCACUGGAUGUUGUAGAAGAAAAAGAGCGGAGGAAUGAAGAACUGCCCCCAGACCCUGGGAUCAGACCAGACUCUGAGAUUGCAACUCACUCAACCACAGGAUCUGUAAUCCGUAAACUUGAAGCCAUGCUCAGGUGUUUCUACAGAAAAGUGUUGUUGGCCGGCUCUGGUUCAUUCUCUAUCCGGAAAGUCUUUAUUGCUGCUGUUCUUCUUUACAUGCUUCUCCUUCGAACGGAUCCAGCUCUUCCAUCGUCAUUCAUGUGGAUUUCCAAACUGCUCCAGCUGCUCAGACAGAUGUGGACUGCCAUGUUUGCACCGUACCAUCAGGCUCUUACACAGAGACUGUAAAAGACUGAAAAUCACAAUGAGUUUGACAACAGUAUAUGUGUAUACCAUCACUUUGUGAGUGUGUAUGCAGAGGCCGACCUAGGGACAUUUUCAUGGGGCCACAAAGGGUUGCAUAAAGGGAAUAACAUAUGAAGAUGAGCAUAAAAUGUGGUCAUAACAGAAUAUUAAGAGACUUUAGGGGUUGGCAAUGUGGCAGAAUAUAAGGGCUACGAUUUAAUUGUACACAGUAGUCACAUUUAUCAAUAUUUGCUUGGAAAAUAAUAUUUUAACUCGAUGAUAUUAAAAUAAUGUGGCACAGGUAAUAAGCACUACAAAGAAAUACCAAAGGGUGAUAUUAGAAAUCCAUGAAUGUCCUUUUUUCAUUUAACAUGACCCUAUCUCUUUGCAUAAAAUAUGGCAAUUAAAGACUAUUCUACAUUGUGUUUAUUUUUAGAAAUAUAUAUUUUUAACCAAUCUUUAUAAUAAUGCAAUUAUAGUGAUUCAAUUGUGGUGAAUAAUAUGUCAAAUCCUGGUAAUUUUAUUUUAACUGUUUUUUUACAGUUAGGAUGACAAACGUUUUAAUACAAAAGCAUGUAAUGAAGACAUGAUACUGGCAACGGAAUGUUGGAUAAAGGAAAUAUAAUAAAAGGAUGACAAAUAUGAAUGAAAUGA
Eleginops maclovinus (Patagonian blennie) is the source of this 1767-nucleotide messenger RNA. It is a transcript of the gene pex26, whose product is annotated as peroxisomal biogenesis factor 26. Gene Ontology annotation, molecular function: protein-containing complex binding; ATPase binding. Gene Ontology annotation, cellular component: peroxisome; peroxisomal membrane. Lineage: Eukaryota; Metazoa; Chordata; Actinopteri; Perciformes; Eleginopidae. The record is from RefSeq and is a predicted model, not a curated record. Gene Ontology annotation, biological process: protein import into peroxisome matrix; protein import into peroxisome membrane. The transcript has 5 exons. The coding region runs from base 211 to 1116 and encodes 301 amino acids.